CGUCACCCCCCUCAUACUUUCCCUACAAAAGGCGUCAAAUUCGGUCACAUCAACAAAAGUUAACCUAACGUACCCACCACUUCGUCAAAAAUUCGUCGAAAAAAUUGUUUUAUCCCCGGAGAGUGUCAGGCAUUCUUGAAAAAUGUCCACGGACUUCUACAUCAGAUACUACGUCGGUCACAAGGGUAAAUUUGGCCACGAGUUCCUUGAAUUUGAGUUUCGUCCAGACGGCAAGCUUCGGUAUGCCAACAACUCCAAUUACAAGAACGACACGAUGAUCAGGAAGGAGGCGUAUGUCCACCAGUGUGUGAUGGAGGAGUUGAAGAGGAUCAUCCAGGACUCGGAGAUAAUGCAGGAGGACGACGCCCUGUGGCCACAGCCAGACAGGGUUGGCAGGCAGGAGCUGGAGAUCGUCAUCGGGGAUGAGCACAUCUCCUUCACCACUUCCAAGACGGGUUCCCUGCUGGAUGUCAACCAGUCCAGGGAUCCGGAGGGGCUCCGGUGCUUCUACUACCUCGUGCAGGACCUCAAGUGUCUUGUCUUCUCGCUUAUUGGACUGCAUUUCAAGAUUAAACCGAUAUAGAUAGCAGUGGAUUUUGGCUCUCGAUGUAAAAAACACAUAAAUUUUUCAUUCUUUUUUUCUUACGAUUGUUUUAUGCUCUUCGGCUGGUAAUUGAGUGGUGGAUUGAUUUAUUAUUUCUGACCUGUAAUUUUUUAUUUACGAAGGAGGUCGAAGGUAAUAAAUGAUUUUGAGAAGAAA
This is a messenger RNA of Diachasma alloeum, 760 nucleotides long. It is a transcript of the gene mago, whose product is annotated as protein mago nashi homolog. Gene Ontology annotation, biological process: RNA splicing. The transcript has a single exon. Bases 143 to 583 code for a protein of 146 amino acids. Lineage: Eukaryota; Metazoa; Arthropoda; Insecta; Hymenoptera; Braconidae. The record is from RefSeq and is a predicted model, not a curated record. Gene Ontology annotation, cellular component: nucleus; catalytic step 2 spliceosome; exon-exon junction complex.